Molecule: messenger RNA, 963 nt
Organism: Gongylonema pulchrum
Lineage: Eukaryota; Metazoa; Nematoda; Chromadorea; Rhabditida; Gongylonematidae
Source: the annotation of a GenBank genome assembly
AUGCGACAGCGCCGAGAGACGGACAUUGAAUACCAACAAAUGGAAAGAAUUGCAGAUGCCGAAGCAAUGCGAGAACGUCGACAAACGGAUAUUGAAUACCAAGAAAUGGAAAGAAUUGCAGAUGCCGAAGCAAAGCGACAACGUCGACAGACGGACAUUGAAUACCAACAAUUGGAAAGGAUUGCAAAUGCCGAAGCAAUGCAGCAACGUCGACAGACGGACUAUCGAGAAUCGGAAAGGCUUUCAGACGCCGAGGCAAGGCAGCAGCGACGGGCGGCAGACCCUGAAUUCCGAGAAAGAGAGAGAGGUGCAAAUGCUGAGGCAAUGCGACAACGCCGGCAGACGAGCCUGGAGUAUAGUCAAAAUGAAAGGAAAAUGAACUCAGAAUCGAUGAGAGUGCGCAGGGAAGAAAAUGUCGAAUACAGACAACGAGAAAGGGAAGCUAACAGUGAAGCAAUGCGGAUUCGCAGAUCUACUAAUGAAACGGAGAGGGAGCGUCAAGAGAAUGCGUUGAGAAUGCAGCUUUGUCGAAGUACCGGAAAGAUACAUGAGCAGGAAGGCAUUAAGGAUCGGGAAGCGAAGCAGCAAAAAAGAACCUUCACUUACACAUCGGGUGUUGAAGCAUAUGAAAAUGCAGUUAAGGAAGGGCCAACGUACACGUGCAACUGCUGCGGCAGAUUAGAAUUCCGACGCUCUGUUUCUAUACUCAAAAUGUCACAUCUGCAGCAAGCUAGCAGUGCAAAUAAAGUCCCAAGAAAUCUUAUAAGAAAUGUAUUUUAUCUACAGCAAGUUGAAGAAUGCUUCUUCUGCAAAACGUGCGUACAGAGCAUUAAAUGCUGGAAGCAACCUCGUUACUGUCUUUCAAACGAGUUGCACUUUCCCAUCGUGGACCGCAGACUGCAGAUUUUGGGAAGGCAAGAAGAACGGCUUGUAGCUGCAUGUCAUAUUUUCCAGACAAUCUAG